GUUGUUGUUAUUUGUUGUUAUGUGCUGUUUGGCUGUUAUUUGUUGUUAUGUGCUGUUUGGCUGUUAUUUGUUGUUAUGUGCUGUUUGGUUGUUAUUUGUUGUUAUGUGCUGUUUGGUUGUUAUUUGUUGUUAUGUGCUGUUUGGUUGUUAUUUGUUGUUAUGUGCUGUUUGGUUGUUAUUUGUUGUUAUGUGCUGUUUGGUUGUCAUUUGUUGUUAUGUGCUGUUUGGUUGUUAUUUGUUGUUAUGUGCUGUUUGGUUGUUAUUUGUUGUUAUGUGCUGUUUGGUUGUUAUUUGUUGUUAUGUGCUGUUUGGUUGUUAUUUGUUGUUAUGUGCUGUUUGCUUGUUAUUUGUUGUUAUAUUAUUGGACGUGUUGUGCCGUACCAUCGCAUGCAGUGGUGGGAGAAGAGCGAUUGGACCGGGUACAAGGAGCUAGGUGCAGAGAAGAGUGGGCGGAACGCUGUGGGCGCUAGCUGGUGGGAGACAUGGCAGGAGGUGCUAAGGACAGACGAGUGGAGUGGCAUCGCGCGCAUCGAGCGCAGUGCGCACAAGCAGGCCAAGUCAAGAACGGACGCCUGGACUGAGAAAUGGUGGGAGAAGUACAACGAGAGGGGAUGGACAGAGAAGGGAGCGUACAAGUUUGGGCGGCACGAGGGGCAGUCGUGGUGGGAGAAGUGGGGCGAGCAGUACGACGGGCGGGGGGCGGUGCUCAAGUGGACGGACAAGUGGGCCGAGCAGGAUGACGACGGCAGCAAGUGGGGCGACAAGUGGGAGGAGCGGUUUACCAACGGCGUGGGCAGGCGGCAAGGGGAGACAUGGCACCUCUCGCCCUCUUCCUCCCGGUGGUCAAGAACGUGGGGAGAGGAGCACUAUGGGAACGGCAAGGUGCACAAGUACGGCAAGAGCACGAGUGGCGAGGUGUGGGACGUGGUUGUGGAUGAGCCGACCUACUACGAGGCCACUCCCCACUACGGGUGGGCAGAAGCAACGGCCAACUCGCUGCAGCUGCUGGCGAUCGAACAGAUGGAAAGAGGAGAGACGUGAGGGAGAGGGCAGAGGUGUGAGGGUGAGGGAAGGGAACUGAGGGAGAAAGGCGUCAGGGCCACUCUCCACAAUGGCUGGGCAGAGGCGACUGCUAACUCUCCUGCAGCUGCUGGCAAUCGAACUGGUGGAGAGGGGAGGAACGUGAGAGAGAGAGGAGGGACGUGAGGGAGAGGGGAGAGGUGGGAUGGAGAGAGAAGAGGCAUGAGAGAGGGGAGGGACGUGAGGGAGAGAGGGCGAUACAUGAGGGGAGAGGAGGGCCUUCAGGGAGAGAAGGGAACCGAGGGAUGGAGGGGAACGGUCGAGGGAGGCGGGAGAGGGAGAGGAGGGUCACGAGGGAGAGAUGAGGAAAAUGAGAGGAUGCACAGAAAUCUGAGAGAGAAGUGGGCAUAUGGAGCAGGGGAGAGGAGGAGGUGAAAGGAGAGGAAGGAACGGCAUGGGAAGGGCCGAGUGAAGGGACAGCAGCUACCCUACGUAGCCAGGAGGUGGGUAGGAAAUGAAGUGUAGAUGAAUUGACGUCUACUUCCAUCCAUAGCGCAACCAGUAGUCUAUCAAUAAUCUGGUGUAUCUCACUCUGCUGUGAUACUUCAUUGGGAUUGGAAGACCUCCAUUUGGUGCACAAAACUUUCACGUUACUGUUUAUAUCUUUUAGGGAAAAUUCGAUCAGAUCAGCCUU
Molecule: messenger RNA, 1714 nt
Organism: Closterium sp. NIES-67
Lineage: Eukaryota; Viridiplantae; Streptophyta; Zygnematophyceae; Desmidiales; Closteriaceae
Source: the annotation of a GenBank genome assembly